This is a messenger RNA of Pseudoliparis swirei, 2489 nucleotides long. RefSeq names its product nudix (nucleoside diphosphate linked moiety X)-type motif 2 (gene nudt2). The coding region runs from base 1763 to 2341 and encodes 192 amino acids. The transcript has 2 exons. Gene Ontology annotation, molecular function: bis(5'-nucleosyl)-tetraphosphatase (asymmetrical) activity. The record is from RefSeq and is a predicted model, not a curated record. Lineage: Eukaryota; Metazoa; Chordata; Actinopteri; Perciformes; Liparidae. Gene Ontology annotation, biological process: ATP biosynthetic process; AMP biosynthetic process.
UCAGAGCACCGGCAGAGAUCUCACGGCGGCGGCGACCAAACAGACUGCUCACCUGCUCACCUGCUGGUCGAAGUGAAGUAAGUAACUCCUCGUCUGUGACCGCGACAGGUAGAAGCGUUGAGGUGGAGAAGAGCACGAGGGAAUAGCUCGCGCUCAUGUUUGACUUCCGGUGUGCGCGAGCGAGCUAACGAGACGGAAACGCGCACCGGAUUCUUCGCCCAGGUAAAAGGUCCUCUAGCUAACGGCUAAUGCGCAGCAGAGGAAGAGUCUUCUUCUUAGUGAUGGUGAGAUGAAGCCUCACGAGGCAUCGAACCACUUCAGCCGAUUGGGUCGAGAAAGGGUUCAUUUCUCGAAGCUUCAUGUGCUCACGACACCCCCUAGUGGCCAAGUGUAUAAUCACAGGCAGCUGUAUCUGAACCACAUCAUGUGAUGCAUUGAAUGUGUGUGUGUCUGUUAUGGCUGUUGGGAAUGACUGAAUUACAAAAAUGUAUGACCAAAUCAUUUCUGUACAUAAAUUAUCACAUAUGUGCAUAAUAAAAUAUUUUUAAAAUGUAUUCUGUGUGUGUAAAUGUUCCCAAAAUGGGAGUAUCAUAUGAUACGGCAGGUUGUGUAAUAGUGUUAUUAUGUCACUUUAGGAAAAUGGCAUGGGCUUAAGCAGGCAGAGGACAGUGAACGUGUGUGUGUGUAACUAGGAAGAGGGGACUGAAUAUGCGUGUGUAACUUGGACUGUGAUGUACAGGACAGGGGACUUUUUAUUCAGAAAUAACAGUUUCUCAACAGUUCCAUCUUAUCACCUCUCCUUCUCUCCUCUCUCUCUAAACUCUCCAAACUCUCAACCAACAACCCACAUGUUGAAUGGAGCCUGAGGGGUUUAUAUUGCUGUCAAACCUCCCGGCAAAAUCUGAACCGCUUCCCGAAGCAGUCACGUGGUACAGCCGGGCAGCGAGGCUUCGGACGUCAUCAUCUUUGGCUCCUCCCCUAAAUGAAGCGAGCCUCCAUACGCGCUUCGAGGACACGCCCCCUCCAUGAAUCGACACGCGCUUCGAAGCGUCGGCACAUCUCGUAACAACACUAAUGAAUACUAAUUAAUGAUAAAUAAAGACGUAUAUUUAAUAUUAAUAAUAAUACAGGCUCUAAAACAACACUGCUGAACUUUUGCCUUUUAUUACUUAUUUAUAAUACUUGUUUAUUUUGUACUAACCAUGUCACUUGUAUGCAAAUAUGUAGCUAUAGCUAACCUAACAGUCAACGCCAAUUUUAUCUUAAAUUAUCCUUAAAUAUGACCGUCAUGUCUGUUAUUCGACACGCCUGACUGAACAUGUGUAUUUGUUGCUGCCAGCUGCAUGUCACCUGUGUCCCACCUGUCAUCGCUGUUUAUACUUUAGAAUGAGUUAGGAACAAGUGAUUUUCACGAUGCAUUACUUAGAUAGAUAGAUAGAUAGAUAUGUACUUUAUUAAUCCCCAAGGGGAAAUUUGUCGUAACAGUAGCAGCACCAAUAAACUAAACACACAAGAAUAAAAAAUAAUAAAAUAUAAAAAACAGAGAUGAAAGAUAAAGAUGUAUACAAAGUAAAAUAUAAAAUAAAAUAUAUAUGUAUAUAUACAACAUAUAUGCAUACACAAUACAAUACAAAUGACAAAUUAAAUUAAAUAUAAAAAUAUUAAAUAUAGACUGUAUGUGUGUGUGUAGUGUAAAUAAAUUACUUGCAUCGUCCUGUAAUAUUCCCACUCAAAAGACUCCCAUGAGGAGUGGUGGUUGUUCAUGUCUUUGUUCAGACUUGACCUUGGCUCUCAUUGGCUGACCUGCACACACACACCUGCACACACAUCUGCACCCACCUCUCACACACACACACACAGGAUGCUAACAUUGUUUUUGCGUGUGUUUGUUUGGGAGAUGGCGGCGCGUGCUUGUGGCUUCAUCGUGUUUCGGCGUUGCGCCCCACCCCCAGACGCCAUCGAGUACCUCCUCUUGCAGACCUCUUACGGGGAGCACCACUGGACCCCACCCAAAGGUCACGUGGACCCAGGUGAGGAUGACCUCACCACAGCUCUGAGAGAAACCAAGGAGGAGGCGGGGCUGGGGGCGGAGCAAUUGCAGGUGGUCGACGGCUUUGAGCGGGAGCUGCGCUACGAGGUGCGAGGCAAAACCAAAGAGGUUCUGUACUGGCUGGCCGAGCUGAGGGACCCGGGCGCGGCGGUGACGCUGUCCCACGAGCACCAGGACCACCGCUGGGCCCGGCUGGAGGAGGCCUGCAGCCUGGCCCGGCACCAAGACAUGCAGGACACGCUGAGAGCCGCACACGCACACCUGGAGGUCCGCCAGGACACGGACCGGUGAACCAGGAGGAGAGAGAAGCGGUAGAGAUGGACGCUCACUCCGUGGAGCGGCCUAAACCUGAAGAGAAUCUUUCCAUGCAGGUCUUAAUCCAUCUGUAGUAGAAUUAUAUUCAUUGAAAAUAAAUACUUUUUUUGUUGGUGAACUUGGA